AUGGAGCCCUCGGAGGAUGCAGUGUACGAAGUGGCACUGACCACCUUCCGAUUCCUGGUGGAUGAGAUUGGCGUGAGAUAUUCGCAGAUCAUUCUCUUUGGCAGAUCCUUAGGGAGCGGCCCAGCGGUAUUCUUGGCUGCGCAAUACCCUGCACCCUUGGCAGCACUUAGCUGGGAGCCUGGUGUGGUGGGCGGCCUGAUCCUGGUCUCGGCCUUCAGUAGCAUCAAGGCGGCGGUGCAGAGCAUCGUAGGACGCGUCUUGGCCUGGACAUUCACCGAGCGCUUUCCCAACAGCAGGAUCAUUGCAAACGUCUCAUGUUCCACGCUGUUUAUCCAUGGUGAAGCUGAUAGCUUGAUCCCAGCAGAGCAUUCGCUGAAACUCUUCAAGCGAUGCCGUGCCCGGAAGUUACUGGUGACACCAUCCAAGAUGGAACACAAUUCAAAUCUCUUUGGCGACGCCUCAUUCCUGGCAGUGCCUGCGAUCCAUUUCUUCGGGUUCCCAGGCUACUACACCGCAUCACCUCCCAGAUUGCCCGCCUAUUUGUUUGAGGAUCCAGCCAAUCGAGCACGCAUGCUGAAAGACCGCAAGGAGUCUUUGCCACCGAUGACCAGACCUUCAUGGCUGUGCGAUUGCUUGGCCAAGGGUGAUGGCCAGCAGAUGGAUGUGACUUUCUGUCGCCAGGAGAACUCCGUUGAGGACAUCACCAUCCGCUUCAAGGAGCAGGCAUGCCAGCAGUUACCAACAGCGAUUGAUUGGUGGUUUCAUAUACCAUAG
Messenger RNA from Cladocopium goreaui, 774 nucleotides. Lineage: Eukaryota; Dinophyceae; Suessiales; Symbiodiniaceae. The record is from the annotation of a GenBank genome assembly.